AUGCAGGAUCUUGGUGGUCAGACAAGCAUUCGACCGUACUGGCGAUGCUACUACGCCAACACAGCAGCCGUCAUCUUCGUCGUCGACUCCACCGAUAUCGAACGAUUACAAACCGCGGCCGAGGAGCUGGCGGCAAUGCUAAACGAGGAGGAACUCAAAGACGCGGCGCUGUUAGUCUUUGCCAACAAGCAGGACCAGCCUGGUGCAAAGGGCGCGGGUGAGAUUUCGGAAGCACUACGCCUGGGUGAGCUCCGUGACCGGAACUGGAGCAUCAUGGCGUGUUCUGCUGUUGAUGGAAGUGGAAUCAACGAGGGCAUGGACUGGCUGGUGCAAACGGUGAACCAGGAGUAA
Metarhizium album ARSEF 1941 is the source of this 351-nucleotide messenger RNA. RefSeq names its product ADP-ribosylation factor-like protein 1. Gene Ontology annotation, molecular function: GTPase activity; GTP binding. The coding region runs from base 1 to 351 and encodes 116 amino acids. Gene Ontology annotation, biological process: intracellular protein transport; vesicle-mediated transport. The transcript has 2 exons. The record is from RefSeq and is a predicted model, not a curated record. Lineage: Eukaryota; Fungi; Ascomycota; Sordariomycetes; Hypocreales; Clavicipitaceae. Gene Ontology annotation, cellular component: Golgi apparatus; cytoplasm.